AAGCAGCUGGGCAGGGGCUGUGCUCCUCUGGGUGGCUCAGGACGGUGACUUUUCUCCAGGACUUGGGCCUUGCCGCUGCACUUUAGGAAUAAGCCAGGCUGGAGAAGAUGGGGUCUCACCUUCUAACGUCCUGUCUCCAGAGCUUGGUGACCUUCCCUGAUGUGGCCAUGAGCUUCUCCCCAGAGGAGUGGGCAUACCUGGACGUUUCUCAGAAGAAGCUCUACAAAGAUGUGAUGCUGGAGACCUACGAGCACCUGCAGGCAGUAGCAGAACUCAAGCCAGAAAUCCAUCCUUGUCCCUUCUGCUCUCUUACCUUCUUCAACAAGAACUUCCUCAGUCAUCACAUGAAACAAAGUCAUCCCUCUUGGAUCCUCCUGGGAACAUCUGCAAGAAAGCACCCUCAAUCAGAGAAUUCCCGUCCACGUGAUCAGAACCAAUGGUGCCAGCAUUCAAAGAAUGACACACUUGAAAGUCAAAAGCAUGAAGAAAGCUCCAUACAUUUGGCUAGUAGGAUGAAGCAUAGAAGAAAUUCAACAGUGUUUCCUAGACUGAUGAACAGCCAAGUAGGUAGCGCUGGUAAACAGAUGACAAUGGAGGAAGACAUUAACACAGGCCUGAAAGAAAAUCCAAAGGACACAGAUGGAAUAGUUCCAGAGAUAGACUUGCCAAUAAUUUUAAGAGACAAGUAUGUAAGGCCUGAGCAAGGCUUCAAUGAUGGAUCAAAUCUCAUCACACAUCAAAUGACUCACACAGAGGAGAAGCCCCAUGUUUGUAGAGUGUGUGGACGAGGCUUUGGUCAGAGGUCAGUUCUUAUCAGACACAAGAAGAGGACACACACAGGGGAGAAGCCCCAUGUUUGCAGGGAGUGUGGGCAUGGCUUCAGUGUGAGGUUAAGUCUCAUCACACACCAGAGAACACACACAGGGGAAAAGCCCCAUGUUUGCAGGGAAUGUGGACGUGGCUUCAGUGAGAGGUCAAGUCUCAUUGCACACCAGAGAACACACACAGGGGAGAAGCCCCAUGUUUGCAAGGAGUGUGGGCGUGGCUUCAGUGAGAGGUCACAUCUCAUCAGACACCAGAGAACACACACAGGGGAGAAGCCCCAUGUUUGCAAGGAGUGUGGGCGUGGCUUCAGUGAGAGGUCACAUCUCAUCAGACACCGGAGAACACACACAGGGGAGAAGCCCCAUGUUUGCAAGGAGUGUGGGCGUGGCUUCAGUAUGAGGUCAAAUCUCAUCGUACACCAGAGAACACACACAGGGGAGAAGCCCCAUGUUUGUAAGGAGUGUGGGCGUGGCUUCAGUGUGAGGUCAAAUCUUAUGGCACACCAGAAAACACACAGGAGAGAAGCCCUAUGCAAGGAGUGAGUUGUGUGGCUUCAUUCAGUUCACACAUCUCAGCAGACACCAGAGAUAACACAUGGAGGAAGCCAGAUUGUAUAGUCACACCAGACGACAUAGGCAAGAAGCUCCAUAUUUGCAGGGAUUGUGUGCAAGGCUUUACUCUGAAAUCAAGUCUU
This is a messenger RNA of Suncus etruscus (white-toothed pygmy shrew), 1519 nucleotides long. Its product is annotated as histone-lysine N-methyltransferase PRDM9-like. The record is from RefSeq and is a predicted model, not a curated record. Gene Ontology annotation, biological process: negative regulation of transcription by RNA polymerase II. Gene Ontology annotation, molecular function: RNA polymerase II cis-regulatory region sequence-specific DNA binding; DNA-binding transcription activator activity, RNA polymerase II-specific; DNA-binding transcription repressor activity, RNA polymerase II-specific. Bases 108 to 1367 code for a protein of 419 amino acids. NCBI's taxonomy places the organism in Eukaryota, Metazoa, Chordata, Mammalia, Eulipotyphla, Soricidae. Gene Ontology annotation, cellular component: nucleus. The transcript has 7 exons.